This is a messenger RNA of Sarcophilus harrisii (Tasmanian devil), 5846 nucleotides long. RefSeq names its product mucin-2-like. The record is from RefSeq and is a predicted model, not a curated record. Bases 1 to 5475 code for a protein of 1824 amino acids. The transcript has 3 exons. Lineage: Eukaryota; Metazoa; Chordata; Mammalia; Dasyuromorphia; Dasyuridae.
AUGGUAGUGUUCCUAUUACCUAAUAGCAUAAUCACUGUAAUUGUCAACACUGAGACUCUGGUGAAUCAAUCCACCAGUUCUGUCAACUACUACUGCCUUUUUGACUUGGAUAUUAGUAAUUUAAAAAAAUAUUUUGCCAUAACUUUUUGGCCCAAAAUAACCCCCAAAGGGAAGCCCGUUUCACAAAAAUCUCAGUCCAAAACAACCCCCAAAAGAAAGCCCGUUUCACGAAAACCUCAGUCCAAAACAACCCCCAAAGGGAAACCCGUUUCACCAAAAUCUCAGCCCAAAACAGCUCCCAAAGGGAAGCCUGUUUUACUAAAACCUAGGCCCAAAAUAACCCCCAAAGGGAAGCCCGUUUCACAAAAACCUCAGUCCAAAACAACCCCCAAAAGAAAACUCGUUUCACAAAAACCUCAGUCCAAAACAACCCCCAAAAGGAAGCCCGUUUCACGAAAACCUUGGCCCAAAACAGCUCCCAAAGGGAAAUCCGUUUCACGAAAACCUCAAUUCAAAACAACCCCCAAAGGGAAACCUGUUUCACGAAAACCUCAGCCCAAAACAACCCCCAAAGGGAAACCCAUUUCCCAAAAACCUCGACCCCAGACUGUCCCCAAAGGGAAACCCGUUUCACCAAAAUAUCAGCCCAAAACAACCCCCAAAGGGAAACCUGUUUCACAAAAGCAGUCCAAAACAACCCCCAAAGGGAAGCCCAUUUCACGAAAACCGAAGCCCAAAAUAACCCCCAAAGGGAAACCCGGUUCACCAAAACCGAAGCCCAAAACAACCCCCAAAGGGAAACUCAUUUCACGAAAACCUCGGCCCAAAACAGCCCCCAAAGGGAAACCCAUUUCACCAAAAUCUCAGCCCAAAACAGCUCCCAAAGGAAAACUUGUUUCACGAAAACCUCGGCCCAAAACAACCCCCAAAGGGAAGCCCAUUUCACGAAAACCUCAGUCCAAAACAACCCCCAAAAGAAAACUCAUUUCACAAAAACCUCAGUCCAAAACAACCCCCAAAGGGAAACCCGUUUCACCAAAAUCUCAGCCCAAAACAGCUCCCAAAGGGAAGCCUGUUUUACUAAAACCUAGGCCCAAAAUAACCCCCAAAGGGAAGCCCGUUUCACAAAAACCUCAGUCCAAAACAACCCCCAAAAGAAAGCCCAUUUCACGAAAACCUCAGUCCAAAACAACCCCCAAAGGGAAACCCGUUUCACCAAAAUCUCAGCCCAAAACAGCUCCCAAAGGGAAGCCUGUUUCACGAAAAACUCGGCCCAAAACAGUCCCCAAAGGGAAACCCAUUUCCCAAAAACCUCAACCCCAGACUGUCCCCAAGGGGAAACCCGUUUCACCAAAAUCUCAGCCCAAAACAACCCCCAAAAGGAAGCCCGUUUCACGAAAACCUUGGCCCAAAACAGCUCCCAAAGGGAAAUCCGUUUCACGAAAACCUCAAUUCAAAACAACCCCCAAAGGGAAACCUGUUUCACGAAAACCUCAGCCCAAAACAACCCCCAAAGGGAAACCCAUUUCCCAAAAACCUCGACCCCAGACUGUCCCCAAAGAGAAACCCGUUUCACCAAAAUCUCCAUGUAAAAAGCAUCCCCAAAAAGGACCUUUUCAUAGACAUACUCCAGGAUCAUCAAAAAAUCCUUUUCCAAAGAAACCACCACCCAAAAAAUGUCCCAAACACAGACCUUAUCCCCAAAAGCCUCCCAAAAAAGUUCCUCAGAAACCUCGACCUGGUUCACAUCAUGGUGGUCCUCAUUCACCUAAGCCACAGAGACCUGGCCACCAUCAUUGUAAGCCAAAUCCGCAUGGUCACCACAGGCCUAAGCCAACAACCAAACCUCACACCACUGGUACCAAACAAACACCCCCAACUACAGAGGAACCCAGAAACCCCAUCUCUACCAUCAGCAUUAAACCUACUACCACCAAAACCACCUCUUCCCCUACUGAAAGCCCCACUCCUGAAGUCAACCCUGCUAUCCCAACAUCUGCUCCACUUACAUCCAUUGAACCUACACCCGUUGCCGUUACUACCUCCAGUACCACUUCUGCCAUCGACACCUCAUCAACUACUUCUACUGCUUCUGCAACAUCGAUGGCCACAUCUGGGAUUGUCACCACUGGCUUCUCCAAUCUGCCAGCUUCUUCUACUCCAGGCCCCUCCAGAACUACUUCUACCCCUUCCACAACAACUACCAUUUCUGUCACCACUCCCGUGAGACCCACUUCUACAGCCACUAACAAAUCUGUUUCCUCUACAACAGUACCUGUUACUACUGUAUCUUCCACUUCUACAUCUGCUCCCACCAGUAUGACUUCUGCUGCCUUAACCACAACAAAAGGGACUACAUCUCCUGCCUCUACCACAACUACCUCUUCUACUCCUUCUACCACCAUCCCUCUAUCCACCACCUCUGUCCCUAGUACCAUGGCUAAUGCUUCCACCACUCUUGCCACCACAGGGUCCACAGUUGCUGUCUCUAACACAACAAUGGCAGGCACCCAAAUUGCAACCACUAACACAACAACUUCUUCUAUAGUUAGGACCACAUCUGCCCCUACCACACAAGCUGCAACUACCACUUCUGCCUCCUUGACCACUACACCUGCAUUUAUUAACACUACUUCUACUGGAACUACUCCUGCUGCCUCCUCAGUCACACCUUCUAACAUAUCAAUGGUUAUGAAUAUCACCUCUACGACUAUUGCUCAACCUACAACCAAAUCCAUUCUCUCAUCUGCUCCUUCCACCACAAUCACUCCUGACACAACUGCUUCUGUUAACACAACCACAUCUGGUGAGACAUCAAUCACACCUGAGAUUACAACCACUGAUGAUACUGUCCCCCCUGAUACAACCUUUGAUGAUUCCACCACCCCUGGUGAAAACACUGAGCCUACCAUUGUGACUGAGACCUCUUCCCCUACUGAAAGUCCCACUCCUGAAGUCAGCACUGCCAUCCCAACCUCUGCUCCACUUACAUCCAUUGAACCUACACCUACUGCCCUUACUACCUCCAGUACCAUUUCUGCCAUCAACACCUCAUCAACUACUUCUACUGCUUCUGCAACAUCUAUGGCCACAUCUGGGAAUGUCACCACUGGCUUCUCCAAUCUGUCAGCUUCUUCUACCCCAGCCCCCACUUCUGUUAACACAACCACAUUUGGUGAGACAUCAAUCACACCUGAGCUUACAACAGGUAGGGAUACUUCAUCUUCUGUUUCUACCACAAUUGUGGCAACUACUUCUUCUGUUCCUUCUACCACCAUCCCUCUAUCCACCACCUCUGUCCCUCGUACCAUGGCUAAUACUUCCACCACUAUUGCCACUUCUACUCCUUCCACAACAACUACCAUUUCUGUCACCACUCCUGUGAGACCCACUUCUCCAGCCACUAACAAAUCUGUUUCCUCUACAUCAGUACCUGUUACCACUGUAUCUUCCACUUCUACAUCUGCUCCCACCAGUAUGACUUCUGCUGCCUUAACCACAACAAAAGGGACUACAUCUCCUGCCUCUACCACAACUACCUCUUCUACUCCUUCUACCACCAUCCCUCUAUCCACCACCUCUGUCCCUAGUACCAUGGCUAAUGCUUCCACCACUAUUGCCACCAGAGGGUCCACAGUUGCUGUCUCUAACACAACAAUGGCAGGCACCCAAAUUGCAACCACUAACACAACAACUUCUUCUAUAGUUAGGACCACAUCUGCCCCUACCACACAAGCUGCAAUUACCACUUCUGCCUCCUUGACCACUACACCUGCAUUUACUAACACUACUUCUACUGGAACUACUCCUGCUGCCUCCUCAGUCACACCUUCUAACAUAUCAAUGGUUAUGAAUAUCACCUCUACGACUAUUGCUCAACCUACAACCAAAUCCAUUCUCUCAUCUGCUCCUUCCACCACAAUCACUCCUGACACAACUGCUUCUGUUAACACAACCACAUCUGGUGAGACAUCAAUCACACCUGAGAUUACAACCACUGAUGAUACUGUCCCCCCUGAUACAACCUUUGAUGAUUCCACCACCCCUGGUGAAAACACUGAGCCUACCACUGUGACUGAGACCUCUUCCCCUACUGAAAGUCCCACUCCUGAAGUCAGCACUGCCAUCCCAACCUCUGCUCCACUUACAUCCAUUGAACCUACACCUGCUGCCCUUACUACCUCCAGUACCAUUUCUGCCAUCAACACCUCAUCAACUACUUCUACUGCUUCUGCAACAUCUAUGGCCACAUCUGGGAAUGUCACCACUGGCUUUUCCAAUCUGUCAGCUUCUUCUACCCCAGCCCCCACUUCUGUUAACACAACCACGUCUGGUGAGACAUCAAUCACACCUGAGCUUACAACAGGUAGAGAUACUUCAUCUUCUGCCUCUACAAUUGUGGCAACUACUUCUUCUGCUACUUCUAUCACCAAUCCUCUAUCUACCACCUCUGUCCCUAGUACCAUGGCUAAUGCUUCCACCAUUAUUUCCACUUCUACCCCUUCCACAUCAACUACCAUUUCUGUCACCACUCCCGUGAGACCAACUUCUACAACCAUUAACAAAUCUGUUUCUUCUACAACAGUACCUGUUACUACUGUUUCUUCCACUUCUACAUCUGCUCCCAACAGUAUGACUUCUGCUGCCUUAACCACAACAAAAGGGACUACAUCUCCUGCCUCUACCACAACUAUCUCUUCUACUCCUUCUACCACAAUCCCUCUAUCCACCACCUCUGUCCCUAGUAUCAUGGCUAAUGCUUCCACCACUAUUGCCACUUCUACCCCUUCCACAUCAACUACCAUUUCUGUCACUACUCCCGUGAGACCCACUUUUACAACCAUUAACAAAUCUGUUUCCUCUACAACAGUACCUGUUACCACUGUAUCUUCCACUUCUACAUCUGCUCCCAACAGCAUGACUUCUGCAGCCUUGAAUACAACUGAGGGCACUACGUCUUCUGCCUCUACCACAACUGUGGCAACUAUCCCCUUUGCCACUUCUACCAUCAUGCCUCUAUCAAUCACAUCUGUUUCUACUACUUCACCUAUUAUUUCUACCACUGUUGCCACUGAAUCCAUUUCCUCUACUUCUAUUCCUACCACACAAGAUGCCAUUAUUACUUCUGCUUCUUCAACCACUACAUCUGCUUCCAAUAACACUUCUCCUGUGGUAACUACCUCUAUUGCCACUAGCACCAUUGCUUCUGACACUACCACAUUUCCUUCUUCUACUACAGUAUCUGUGAUCAUCACAUCUACAGCUAGCACUUCUGUCCCAACCACACCAGCACCCACUGAUUCUCCAUCUUCUUCAGAAACCCCUGUAUCUUCUACUAGUGUCAGCCUUGAAACCUCUUCUUCUGCUGACUUUUCAUCCAUUUCCCCUAUCUCUGAGUCUAUCACUCCCACUGACACAACUGAUCCAAUGACCACCAGUGACGCAUUGACCACUGAUGAUAGAAUGACCACUUAAAUGACUACCACCGAGUAAAUGCCCAUACGUGAAUAAAACACUGUGAUCACUACUUAGGAAAUCAUCACCACUGAGAAAUAUGAAAUUACUUUUCUAGGGAAACAAGCACUGAUUAAAUUGUCAUCACCACUUAUUUCAUCACAUCUAAUGUUAAUUAGUAUGAAGUUCCCAGUACCCAUUAGGAAGGAAGAAAGAGGGUCUUGGUGAGGAGAUACAAAAUAAUGCAACCUGAAUUCAAGGAAAAAAUCAAUAUGACUCUAACUGAUUAGCUACAAUUAUUAAUAAUUAGUGAUAAUUAGUUAAGUAUUGUUACUUAAAUAACUUUCAUAGUUCAGUCAUCAUGCCAAUAAAGUUACUUUCUUGUAAAUUUA